Mizuhopecten yessoensis (Yesso scallop) is the source of this 2127-nucleotide messenger RNA. RefSeq names its product aminopeptidase N-like. The record is from RefSeq and is a predicted model, not a curated record. Gene Ontology annotation, molecular function: peptide binding; metalloaminopeptidase activity; zinc ion binding. Gene Ontology annotation, biological process: peptide catabolic process; proteolysis. Bases 433 to 2127 code for a protein of 564 amino acids. Lineage: Eukaryota; Metazoa; Mollusca; Bivalvia; Pectinida; Pectinidae. The transcript is spliced from 10 exons. Gene Ontology annotation, cellular component: cytoplasm.
CUUCCGUCAGGCAGCCCGAAGCUUUCUGAAUGAGCUACAUCUGAGACAGGUACUAUUCAGGUUCGGAGACUGACGGAGUACUGACCCCAAGUAGCCGUCACCUCGGAUAGUGGACAGUGGUCACUUGACCUCGGACGUACUGGACAGAAACAACAAUAAGUUUUCGUGUAAAGUGUCAAGACUUCAUAAGAUUUGUGAACAUCAUACUGUGACAGAUUAAAACAAAUUAAUCUUAACUUUGUUCAGUUUCCGUUCAGGAUUCCUGCGUUUCCUGUUGGAGUUAAAUGUAAAAGUUGAUACGGACGUGCUGCCAUUUCGCACGUGGGGGAAGCUUAGGACCUUUGACCUAUGAACAAUAUGUGUUGUUGAGGAUAAAAAGAACACGUGUAAACACUUUAAAGGGUUGACCUUACCGGAUCAAUUCCAUCAAAAAUGGGGAGAUAUGAAUCCUUCACUUUCUCAGAAACAGCGAGUGCUACUUCGUCCUACAAAUCCCGUAAGGGAUGCUUCGUGAAGAUAACCACUGGUGUAGUAUUCGUGUUUGUGGCUGUUGCCAUAGCAAUAGGAGUUGGCCUAAUUGUUCAUUUCACAGAAAAAGAUAAAUCGUCAUCAUGCGCAAAAGAUCAAGUUGUACUUCCGGGUCAAACUGCUGCAGAAACAGGAAAGAAUGUAAAGCCUGGAACUGGAACAACCCCAUCCCCGCCGGAUUUGUCUAAAACAUGCAGGAACAUGGCGACUAACAACGGUGGUGGUAUAUGUCAGGCUUGUCCACAUUCCACCUGUCCACCUCACAUGACCACCGCAGCGCCACCUGUGAGCCACCAAACGCCAGCACCACAGGUGGAAUUCAUCAGACUCCCGAAAACGAUUGUGCCUGCUGAGUACGACCUUGUGAUGACUCCUCACAUGUAUGGCCCAGAUCCGGAUCAGUUCACGUUUGACGGUAGUGUGGAUAUUAAGAUAAAAUGUAAAACGGCAACGGACAAAAUAAUCAUACAUUCCAAGAAGCUCAUAAUAGACAAAACUACCCUGAGACCCGAGGUGGCCCCGGAAGACAUAAAAAUCGACAAUAUGAGUGAAGAUGAGACCCAACAGCUGUUGACAUUUACAUUGAAUAAAAAUAUGCUUGCUGACAGUUUUUAUCAUCUGUCAAUUAAAUUCACCGGGCCUUUGAAGAAGGACCUUGCUGGACUAUACCUUAGCUCUUACGAACAAGACGGCGUCACCAGGUACCUGGCAACGACGCAGUUUCAACCCACUGAUGCUAGAAAGGCGUUCCCAUGUUUUGACGAACCAGGAUUCAAAGCCAUCUUCAAGAUUACAGUACUUCGUCAAACUGGUUGGCACUCGCUGUCCAAUUCACCGAUUGACUCUACCGAAGACAGGAAUGGUAUGAAGGCCGACAUGUUUGCACCAACCUUGCCUAUGUCGACUUACCUUGUGGCGUUUGUCGUAUCCAAGUUCGGUAACUCGAGCGGGAGGACUCAACACGAUAUCGAGUAUGGUGCCUGGGCCAAGCCCGAGUCCGUCCCCUACACCCAGGAGGCCCUACGACUGGGUAUUAACAUCAUCACCUACUACGAACAGCUGUUCGGAAUACCUUUUCCAUUGAAGAAACAAGAUAUGAUCGCCAUUCCUGACUACCCCCUGGGAGGUAUGGAGAAUUGGGGACUAGUGACAUACCGCGAGGAAGCCAUGUUGUAUAAUCCCAAAACAAACUCUGAAUACACAAAACAAAAGGUCACAAAGGUCAUCGCGCAUGAGCUUUCGCACCAGUGGUUCGGUGACCUUGUCACUAUGCAGUGGUGGGACGACCUAUGGCUGAAUGAAGGUUUCGCCACCUAUAUGGAGUACGUGGGAACAAACUUCUCCCAUCCCGACUGGAACAUUUUUGACCAGUUCACAGUCGGAGACUUGUAUGAUGCUUUUGAUUUUGAUGGGCAACGCACCUCCCACCCCAUCUACGUUCCUGUCAUUUCCCCGUUUGACCAGUUCACAGUCGGAGACUUGUAUGAUGCUUUUGAUUUUGAUGGGCAUCGCACCUCCCACCCCAUCUACGUUCCUGUCAGUACCCCGGUACAGAUCGGCGAAAUAUUCGACCGGAUAUCUUACUCAAAGUUUGAUUGA